AACUUUCCGGAUCCAACCCUCCUACGACACAACGGAACGUGGUACGUGUACGGCACGAAUAAUGCUGCCGGGAUCCUACGAAGCAAGCUUCACGGCAAAUCCAAAGGUCUUGGUAAGGCGAAUGUACAGCUUGCGACCUCCUCGAACCUCUUGAACUGGACAUUACACGAUCAGGCCGACGACCCCCUGCAGGUCCUGGGAGACUGGGUAUCCAAGAAGAAUAUGCCAGCCGAGGCGGACAGAAGCGCCCUCGUCCGAAGAGCGAAUGUCUGGGCUCCUGAUAUCCUCCAACGACCAGACGGAAAGUUCGUCCUUUACUAUUCUGCGACGUCCGCGAAUGCCUCACAUCAUUGCGUUGGUACCGCCAUUGGUGACAUACCAACUGGACCCUUCGAAUCUCAGAGUACUCCAUUAGCUUGCCCGGUCGAGCGCGGAGGAGCAAUCGAUCCCGCUUCGUUUACUGAUUCAGACGGAUCAAUCUACGUCUCGUAUAAAGUCGACGGCAAUGCGAAAGGCAACGGCGGCCAGUGUGGCAACAGCGUACCUCCGCUGAAGGAUACCCCAAUCCUUCUACAAAAAAUGGAGCGGGAUGGCAUAACACCUUCAGGAUCUCCAGUCAAGAUUCUGGAUCGUACAGAUGAAGACGGUCCCCUGGUCGAAGCACCAGCUCUCUUUAAGUCCGAUGAAGACAUCUAUUUCUUGUUCUUUAGCUCGGGAUGUACGCGGAAUCCAUCUUACGAUCUAAAGUAUGCAACGAGCAUGAACAUCACUGGACCGUAUAUGCGAGCUUCUGGGGAAUUACUCAAGACCGGUUCAUAUAGCCUCUACGCUCCCGGGAGCGCGUCGAUAUGGCGGGAUGAGCAAGAUUGGUGCAUGGCUUUUCACGCU
Molecule: messenger RNA, 888 nt
Organism: Trematosphaeria pertusa
Lineage: Eukaryota; Fungi; Ascomycota; Dothideomycetes; Pleosporales; Trematosphaeriaceae
Product: glycoside hydrolase family 43 protein
Exons: 1
Biological process (GO): carbohydrate metabolic process
Molecular function (GO): hydrolase activity, hydrolyzing O-glycosyl compounds
Source: RefSeq, a predicted model, not a curated record